AUGGAGGAAGGAGAAGAUGGGGAGUGCACCACAGGCCUGCGGGAGGAGUGCUGCCAUCCCUGGAAGGCCUGCUCCAUGACUUUGUGGCCAAUUGGUGGCAGCAAUGGUCUCAGCUUUACACCGCGGCUCACUCCUCGAGGGCUGAAGCAGAGAGGCAUUCUCUCGGAGGUGGUUCGCACCCAUCAGGCAGAUGAGAUCAAGGCCUGCCCUAGCAAGGGCCAGGAAUCGGAGCCGGUGAAGCGACCCGCCAGAGCAGCUGGCUUUCAGCUUUCUCGUCAGAUGCGAGAUGUGGCUGAAAGUGCCCUGCCGGCGGGCAAGCAGCCCUCCACGGCCGUGGUGCCUCCAAAGGUGAUCAAGGUGCACAACCACCGACCUGGGGACAUCCCCAGAAAGGUCACAGUGGAAAGACAGCAGAAGAAGUUUGAGGGGAUGGACAUCGAGGAACUGCUCCUCGCCCGCGGCAUCUCUUUUAACAGUCGCUGGGAGGAAGGUCAUUGGUUGUCACUGGAUGAUUUUGACAACACGGAGUACGACAUUCGCACCCCAGCGCAGUGGAUCGAAAUGGGCCAGCAGGGCGAGGACGGCGAACGCCUGCCAGUGCUCGCCACUGGGUUGCGGCUGAACAUAGAUCACAGCGGCAACUGGCAGGCAUGUGUUGCAGUGGGUUGCGACGGCGGUCGCACGCUUGUGCACUGGCUUUCGCCAAAUGGCGAAGUAGAUCGGGCACACCCCUCGCUGCUCACGCGGCUUCAGAUUCUCUACAAUGGCGAGGAUCCUGAAAACCAUGCAGACCGCAUCCUGUUCGCCUUUGAGUCCCUGCGUCGUGCGCAAUCACGAGCACAGCUCAACUUCUUUAUUGAUAAUAUGCCGUCUGACGACAUCCAGUGCUUGGACACAGACCAAGUCUCCCGAGUCCUGGAUCUUGCUCGCAACUCGCCAUCCCUUCGGGAGAGCAGUUUAGAGACAGCAGCGAACCUGUUGGUGAAGGAAGCCAACCUGGAUUUCGCCCGCACGAUGAACAAGAUCAUUUUUAUCAGCCACAAGCUGCAAAGGGAGGAGGGGUCAGGCGCAGGCCGUUUUCCAGUCCGUCAACAUUGA
This is a messenger RNA of Effrenium voratum, 1098 nucleotides long. The record is from the annotation of a GenBank genome assembly. Lineage: Eukaryota; Dinophyceae; Suessiales; Symbiodiniaceae.